Messenger RNA from Clarias gariepinus (North African catfish), 840 nucleotides. Its product is annotated as proteinase-activated receptor 3-like. The record is from RefSeq and is a predicted model, not a curated record. NCBI's taxonomy places the organism in Eukaryota, Metazoa, Chordata, Actinopteri, Siluriformes, Clariidae. Bases 1 to 840 code for a protein of 279 amino acids. Gene Ontology annotation, biological process: phospholipase C-activating G protein-coupled receptor signaling pathway; positive regulation of Rho protein signal transduction. Gene Ontology annotation, molecular function: G protein-coupled receptor activity. Gene Ontology annotation, cellular component: membrane. The transcript has a single exon.
AUGAACAUCUCCAGCACUCUGAACUCUUCCGUCCACUCAGACGUCUCGGUGGAGUACAUCAUCAAGCUCACCUUUGUUAUAUUCAUACAUGUGCUGAAUUAUCUCCUGGGUCUCCCUCUGAACGCCAGCGUCAUGGCACUGAUUCUACACGGGCGUAGGAGUUUGGAUCCGUGUGACGUCUUCACUCUCAAUCAGGCCGCUGUUGAAAUCUUCUUCCUGCUCUUGGCGCCUUUCCACAUCAGUUGCGACGCGAACUUGGAGCUGUGUCUCUAUAAAGCGACAGGCUUCAUCAUCGGUGUGGGGAUGCUGGUGCGCUCUCUGCUCCAGUGCUUGGUGUGCGUGGAGCGCUACAUGGCCGUCGUCCAUCCCGUCACCUUCCUGAGGUUCAGACCUCUCCGGUAUCGCGUGCUAAUCUGCGUCCUGACCUGGAUGAGCGGCUUGGCGUGUGGCGUCGUCUGCAUGUUCCUGUUUCCCUACCUGCCUUACUGGGUUAUCCUCGGCUACGCCGUCUUCAUUCUGAGCAUCAGCGUCUUCAGCUGUGUGUCCAUUCUGAACAAGCUGAGACACCCAGGACCGGGGCAGAGGAAUGCUGACAGGGGGAUGGAGGACGGAGCCAAAAAACGUGCCUUUCAAGUCGUCGUCAUGAACUUGCUCACAUUUCUGAUACAGAACAUACCAAUCUCUGUCACUUUCUGUAUGCAGGAUACCUUGUCCAUGAUGAAGUUCACUCUGGCUCUAGCGAUCAGUCUGGCCAUUAACAUCAUCAUGGGGUACAUGAAUCCGGUUUUUGUGCUCCAUAAAGCAGGAAAGCUCUCGUUUUUUAAAUCUGUGUGCUUUUAA